This is a messenger RNA of Tripterygium wilfordii, 862 nucleotides long. RefSeq names its product golgin subfamily A member 6-like protein 2. The coding region runs from base 49 to 555 and encodes 168 amino acids. The transcript is spliced from 3 exons. NCBI's taxonomy places the organism in Eukaryota, Viridiplantae, Streptophyta, Magnoliopsida, Celastrales, Celastraceae. The record is from RefSeq and is a predicted model, not a curated record.
AUCUUCAAAUUUCAAAGCCGCUGAUAGUUCAUUUACAGAGCAAACCACAUGAAGCUCUUGUUAUCGCAUCGUUAUCUACUUGUCUCUUCAAGAAUUAUGAGUGGACGAAAUUGGGUGCGCAAAAGAAUACCCAGACAUAUUGUCCGUAAAAAGCCCAAACGAUUUCUGAACAGAAGGCAAUCGAAUAAGAGAGUAGUAGGGAGUAGGAAAAUAAAGGAACGCAUAGAGCGGCUGAAGUCGGAGAUAGCGGAGAUUAGCAUGGAGCAAAAGAGCAUCGCGGAGGGACAGAAACAAAUGCGGAAGAAGUACGAGCAGAUUCAGAGGGAACGUGAGAAACUGUGGAAGGAAAUAGAGCUAAUUUCGCAGCAGAGUCAUGGUAUCCGUGUUCGUUUGAAUUUAAUGUUCGAAAUCAUGAGAGCAAGAGUUGAGAAUGAUUAUGCCAAAGUCACUCAACUCACUCUACGUCUCAGGGACUUGAUAGCGAAGCCAAAGGAAGAAAAGGAAGUGUUGAUGGAUCAAGAUGGAAAUAAUAACAUUAGGCCUAUGGCUAUGUAAAGGUUUCUAUAUGGUAUUGUGAUGUAUGUAAUAUCUUUUAAAACUGAGAAUGGGAGGUAGUCUGGUUAGUCAGGUUGUCUGCCCAAGACCUUGAGGUAUAAGGUUUCAUUCUCACCGGGGAUUUGGGAUUUGAAUAGUUUUCCAUCUGUUGUGAUGGUCUUUAUGUCCCUCGGACAUGGCUUAGAGUGUGUGUGACCUGUGGGCCUCUAUAUAGGUAUCUUCCAAAGCUAGCCUUAUCGGUAAUGUCUUAUAGAAUGUAAUUAAUAAAAAACAAUUUAUUAUAUAUGCUAAUUAUGUUUGCAUUAAA